Molecule: messenger RNA, 1002 nt
Organism: Adineta steineri
Lineage: Eukaryota; Metazoa; Rotifera; Eurotatoria; Adinetida; Adinetidae
Source: the annotation of a GenBank genome assembly
AUGAGUGCUGACGAUAUGAAUGAAACGUUCAUGAUUCGAUCAUCGACACCUGAAGCGGUAAGUGAUGAUAAUGACAUAACAAUCGAGAAAGUUCAAACAAAAUUAACACAAGUUCAAUUAAAAACAACAUUAAGUGAUGAACCCAGUCAACACAAUCAAACACAACGACAUCAAACACCACCUAUGGAACUUAUUAGUUUACCAAAAACUCAGGAUAAUAUUGUGUUUCCAAAUGUUAUUGAUCUUAAUGUUGGAGGUUGUCGUUAUACAACAAGUUUAUCAACAUUAAGAAAAUAUGAAGAUUCAUUAUUGGCAGUUAUGUUUAGUGGAAGAUAUGAUCUUAUAAAAGAUGAACAUGGAAAUAUUUUUAUUGAUCGUGAUGGAACUCAUUUUGGUCAUAUUUUAAAUUAUAUCCGUUGUGAUCAAAUGCCACCAGAAUCGAUUGCAUUGAAUGUUUUACGUGAAGCUGAACUUUUUUGUAUUAAUUCAUUAAUUGGUAAAUUAGAAAGUUCAAGUCCACGUGUUAUAUCUUUACGUCGACGAGAAUCAUUUCGUCGUCUUAUACCUGAUUAUGAACACAUGAAAAAGGAUAUUAUAAAUCGAUCAGCUGAAAAACGUUCUUCAUUCCAUGAAUCACGUGUUGUUAUAACACAACUUGACCAUUCGAAAUUAAAAGGCACAAUACCAUGUUAUAAUUGUAGCCGUGAAUUUGUUACAGUUAAUCAUGCUUGUGCUUUCGAUGGGCUUACAGCUGAUUUAGAAAUUCAACAACAACUUAAACCUAUUCAAACAGAUAUACAUAUUGAUAUGGAUAAACUUGUUGCAUUUGUUGUUGAUGAACUUGUUCAUGAUGGUUUUAAAGCUUCAGUUGAACGUAUAACAUGUCGUUUUAGUGUUCGUUGUCAAAGUUGUACUCUUAGUGGUUUAUAUACAGCAGGUGGAAUUUUAGCACCAAGAGAAUGUCAGAAUGUUGCUCAUGUCAUCAAAUUUAUCUGGUCAUAA